AUGGCAGCCUGCUGCAUCCACUACUCACUGCUCGUCCUCCUGCUGGGCGUCACCCCCUACUCAGGUACUCUGAAAUGUCACAGUGGGACCUUGAUGAAAUUUGGCAGUGGCUUCACUAAGGAAGCUGUUACGUGGUCACCACAAGACACCAUAGAAACACAACCUGGGGAGAUAUGUCAGGAGACAUUCCUGGUAGUAGACGUAGGUCCAAAAUCUCUCCUACUGGGGAGCAAAGGCUCGGGCAAAGGUACGGAAUGGAGUGAAGACCAUGUCAACCAUUAUGCCCAAGAACCUGGAAUAGUGGCUGCCGUGUAUACCAAUUUCUGCUCAGACCCUGUGUGUAACAAUGCUACCAGCAGCGAUGUCCUAGUCACUCACCUGAAAAUCCCAUCUCUCUUUGAUACAAGUACCACCAGGUGUCCUGUCUGCUUAACGGAUAAGGCUUUCUGCCCCAUCAACUUUGUCUUCUGUCCCAAGAACACUGCUUGCUAUUCCGGUGGCAUUACAGUUAAGGGAGCACACCUAUCCAAGGUCAAAAUCUCAAGCCUGAAUGAGUCAGUCUGGGAAGGUCUGUUGUCACAUAAAUUAACGUGUGAGCCUAAGACUCAAAAUUCAAUCUACCUGUGGAGGAUAAAUGGCCAAAGCAUCACAGAAGAUGGCAAGAGGAAGCUGUCUGAUGACAACAGAACUCUCACUUUAUUUAAUAUUGUGAGGAAUGACACAGGACCCUAUGAGUGUGAAGCCCGGAACCCAGUGAGCACCUCCCGAAGUUUUCCAUUCUAUCUGGAAAUUUCCUAUGGUCCAGAUGACCCCAUCAUAUCUCCCUCAAAUACUCAUUUCCAUUCAAGGACAAACCUCAGCCUCUCCUGUGAUGCAGAGUCUAUCCCACCUGCACAGUACUCUUGGUUUGUCAAUGGAGUGCUCCAGGCAUCCUCCCAAGAGCUCUUUAUCCCCGACAUCACUACUAAUAAUAGUGGGCCCUAUACCUGCUUUGCCCAUAACUCUGUCACUGGCCUCAAUAGGACCACAGUCAAGAUCAUUACAGUCCUUGAGCCAGUGACUCUACCCGUCAUCCAAGUCACCAAAACCUUAGUCAAAGAAAAUGACCACGUGAUGCUGACCUGCCUCUCAAACGACACUGAGAUCUCCAUCCAUUGGCUCUUCAAUGGCCAGAGUCUCAGGCUCACAGACAGGAUGAAGCUGUCCCAGGACAACAGUACCCUCAGCAUAAACGCUUUCAUUAAGGAGGAUUCUGGGGAGUAUGAGUGUGAGGUCUCUAAUACAGUCAGUUCCAAGAGGAGUGACUCCAUCCAGCUGGACAUGAUGCGUGAGUAA
This is a messenger RNA of Phodopus roborovskii (desert hamster), 1335 nucleotides long. Its product is annotated as carcinoembryonic antigen-related cell adhesion molecule 1-like. Gene Ontology annotation, cellular component: plasma membrane; cell surface. Gene Ontology annotation, molecular function: protein tyrosine kinase binding. The transcript is spliced from 7 exons. Bases 1 to 1335 code for a protein of 444 amino acids. The record is from RefSeq and is a predicted model, not a curated record. Gene Ontology annotation, biological process: regulation of immune system process; signal transduction. Lineage: Eukaryota; Metazoa; Chordata; Mammalia; Rodentia; Cricetidae.